CUCCCACUAAAAAAACCCACCCCCACCAUCUUCCCCAUUUUCAAAUUUAUAACCAAAACACACACGAGAGGAAAAAGAGCCACAGAGACGUACCUUGGGUGUGCUCUGUUCUUCCCUCUCUCUUUCUCUUCUUCAGCUAUGAGAGUCCCUGUUACUUCAUCUCCACAGACCAAUCAACCUCCUAAACCCAACACCAACAAUUCCGCCAAUCCGGCCCCAAAUCUCGGCUUUCACAGCAAUCCCACUUCCUGCUAUGAGCCCACAUCGGUCCUUGAUCUUCGAGGGAGUCCCAGUCCUGCAACGGAAAAGCCGGCGCCGACUACCGAUGUGAUUUCGGGCGUCGCGGCUGCAGACCCAUCUCAUCAGUCUCUCGAAUGGGAUGAACAUGUCCUGCGGAAUAUGGAUUGGGAUUCAAUCAUGAGGGAUUUGGGGUUGGAUGAUGACUCUGCAACUAAUUUGAGGAGUGUUUCUCAGUUAACUCCUUGCAGCGAUCAUCAUCAAGUCGUCUCUCACUUCACCGACUUCAUUGCUUCUCAGCAGUUCGAUAGUAAUCCGCAGUUGGUUAAUCAUGCAGAUAUUAAUCUUCAAGAUGUGUACUCUAACCAGAAUUCAGGUUACGGAUUAAACUCUCUUGAUCAUCUGUGCAACAAUUUCAAUGGUUUUAGUAAUCUGAACGUGGGAUUUGAUUUCAUAGAGGAGCUGAUUCGAGCAGCAGACUGCUUCGAUUCAAACGAGUUGCAACUCGCCCAGGCAAUAUUGGCGCGGCUCAAUCAACGGUUACGAUCUCCCGUCGAACCGAUACAGAGAGCCGCGUUUUUCUUCAAGAAGCUCUCGUGUCGCUCACCAACCGAGCCGCUCGUGUCUUCAUGGUACGAGAUCGUACAGACCAUCAGCUAUAAGGCUUUCUCUGGACUCUCUCCGAUCCCUAUGUUCGCUCAAUUCACCGUCAAUCAAGCCCUCCUCGACUCCCUCGACUGGCCAUCGUCACCUUUUCUUCACAUCGUCGACUUCGAUAUCGGUUUCGGCGGCCAGUACGCUUCGCUUAUGCGAGAAAUGGCCGAAAGAACCGAUUCUUCUAGACUGGGGCCUCCGUUUGUCCGAGUUACAGCUGUUGUACCAGAAGAGUACGCCAUAGAAACCAGGCUGGUCAAAGACAAUCUCACUCAAUUCGCUCAGGAGCUGAGAAUCCGGUUCCAGAUCGAGUUCGUUCUUGCUCGGAGUUUCGAGAUGUUGUCUUUUAAAACAAUCAAAUUCAUGGAAGGAGAGAGAACCGCCGUUCUUCUAUCUCCGGCAAUCUUUCGCCGUCUAAGUUCUGAAAACGGAGCCGCCGGGUUCGUCUCCGAUCUGCGACGAGUGUCUCCGAGCGUCGUCGUUUUCGUGGACAGUGAAGGAUGGACGGAGAGCUCCGGAGCGACGUCAUUCCGUCGAGAGUUCGUGAGCAGUCUGGAGUUCUACUCGAUGAUGUUGGAAUCACUAGACACGGCAGCCGUUGCGGCGGGUGAUUGGGUGAGGAGGAUAGAGAUGUUCUUAGUACGCCCUAAGAUCUUGGCGGCGGUUGAAGGCGCAGCUGGGCCGCGUGUGGGGUCCUCCUCCUGGAAGGAGCUUUUCUUCGGGGCGGGAAUGAGGCCGGUAUCGUUGAGUCAGUUCGCGGACUUUCAGGCGGAGUGUUUGUUAGGGAAGAUGCAGGUCAGGGGGUUCCACGUGGCAAAACGACAAGCCGAGUUGGUUCUAUGCUGGCAAGAUAGGGCCCUCGUUGCCACAUCAGCAUGGAGGUGUUAGAAAUCAAAUUCAAACUUCAAAAUCGAAUUAGGUAAUUACAUGAGGUCUUAACUUUUAAUUAAUUAAAUUAGGGGGGGUGCUUAAUUAAUUAAUGGGGAUGUAAUUAUACGUUUAAAUCCCUUUCCUUUGUGAAUUUUUUUGUAGUUUAUUUUUAUUUCUUUAUUAUUAUUAUUUUAAUUUUGUAUUAGUAAUUAAAGAUCUCUUAAAAAUACCAUAUGUUGAGUAUUCUCAUUUCUAUCCUAUAUAAGGUUUGAAAAACUAA
This is a messenger RNA of Carica papaya (papaya), 2041 nucleotides long. The record is from RefSeq and is a predicted model, not a curated record. NCBI's taxonomy places the organism in Eukaryota, Viridiplantae, Streptophyta, Magnoliopsida, Brassicales, Caricaceae.